Messenger RNA from Silurus meridionalis, 1016 nucleotides. RefSeq names its product biogenesis of lysosomal organelles complex-1, subunit 6, pallidin (gene bloc1s6). Gene Ontology annotation, cellular component: BLOC-1 complex; transport vesicle; extrinsic component of membrane. The coding region runs from base 189 to 683 and encodes 164 amino acids. The record is from RefSeq and is a predicted model, not a curated record. Gene Ontology annotation, biological process: intracellular transport. Lineage: Eukaryota; Metazoa; Chordata; Actinopteri; Siluriformes; Siluridae. The transcript has 6 exons.
GAGCAAAAGUCAGUGUGGAUUGUCACAUGACGUCUUGAUUUAUAACUCAUUCCCUAUUCUUGCUUCCGUAUCACUUGGUUUGGAAAUCAGUGCCAGUAGCGCGAACAAUUCCGGUUUUGGCGACAUCACGUGAUAUUUCGAGCGCGACAUGCCGGAAGGAGGCUGAACAGCAGGAGAGCUGAGCCAGAAUGGAGUCUGAAGGAGCUGUGGACCAGUCCUCCAGAGAGUCUUCACCUGAGAAAGGAGCAGAGGUAUAUCCUGUGAGCGAUCCUCAGCAUCUGGUGGAGGAAUUGGUGAAUGAGGACUGUGUAGAGAAACUCAGUGAAGGUCUGAUAUCAUCCUACCUUCCAGAUCUACAGCGCUCCAGAGACACUCUACAGGAGCUCACACAAAAUCAGGCGGUGCUGCUCGACACCCUGGAGCAGGAAAUCACCAAGUUUAAAGACUGUAACUCCACCAUCGACCUGAACACACUGUUCUCAGAGGCUAAAGUGUAUCACAGUAAGCUGGUGAACAUACGUCGAGAGAUGAUCAACCUGCAUGAUAAAACGUCCAAACUGAAGAAGCGAGCUCUGAAGCUGCAGCAGCAGAAACAAAAGGAGGCAUUGGAUCGAGAGCAGCAGAGGGAGAAAGAGCUGGAGAGAGAGAGACAACUCAUCGCUAAACCGGCCAAACGCACCUGAACACACACACACACACACACACACACACGUAGUGAUUUGGGACAGACAGAUACCGCCACGCUCAGUUGUGAAAGAGGAGAAGGAGCAGCUCAUACUGCAGUUAGGAGCAGAACUCGGUUUUGCCACUAGGGGGUGACAGGCGUUCUAUAAACGUUAAUGGGUUAGUAUUAUGUUUUAUAUGUAUAACUGCCACACACACACACACACACACACACACACACACACAUUCAACUUAACCUUGUGUGUAUGUUGACUUUAUCAGUGAUGUAUAAUGAUAUAAUGUAAUGGAGUGAUUUGUAGGGUAUGUGUAAAUGAAACAGUUUUUACACUGGA